Molecule: messenger RNA, 1677 nt
Organism: Alnus glutinosa
Lineage: Eukaryota; Viridiplantae; Streptophyta; Magnoliopsida; Fagales; Betulaceae
Product: polygalacturonase At1g48100-like
Exons: 6
Coding region: 168-1565 (465 amino acids)
Biological process (GO): carbohydrate metabolic process
Molecular function (GO): polygalacturonase activity
Source: RefSeq, a predicted model, not a curated record
ACUCGGUUAAUCUUAUGCAAGUUGUUCUUGUGCUAAGUAGUGGUCACCUACACAAAGGAAGCUACUAGUUUCUCUAGCUAGUUCCCAUAACUUAGGUACAUUCACUCACCAAGUCUUUUAUUCUAGUCAUUCAUUGAGACAAACAGCUCAUUUGAGCUGAGCUCAAAAUGAAGUAUUCUCGAGUGUCAUUAUUUGUAUUCUGCAUUUCUUUGGUUUGUUUCUUUCUUUCCACCCAAGCUAGAAGGCAUUACCAUACAAAACACAAGCACAGUCACCCUCACAAGUCAUCCAAUAUUUCACAACCCCCUUCUACUUCUCCUGAGCCUGCUGAACCACCUUAUAAUGAUGGAAAUUCCUAUAAUUCUACUGGAUUAUUCGAUGUACGAAACUUUGGUGCUGUUGGGGAUGGCAUAGCAGAUGACACAGACGCAUUGAAGACGGCGUGGGACGCCGCAUGUCAGAGAGAUUCGGCAGUUAUCCUCAUUCCCCACGGCUUCUCCUUCAUGAUUCAGUCAACCAUUUUUACAGGUCCUUGUCAAGGUGGCUUAAUCUUUCAGAUUGAUGGAACUCUUAUGCCCCCGGAUGGACCUGAUUCCUGGCCAAAGAAUAACAGUAGGCGACAAUGGCUGGUCUUUUACAGAAUCAAUGAAAUGUCACUGCAAGGAGGUGGUCUAAUAGAUGGGAGAGGAGAAAAAUGGUGGAAUCUUCCUUGCAAACCCCACAAGGGGAUUAAUGGAACAUCAAUGCCUGGACCAUGCGAAAGCCCAAUUGCAAUAAAGUUCUUCAUGAGCUCGAACUUGAGUGUGGAAGGGCUUAGAAUCAAGAACAGCCCCCAGUUCCACUUCAGAUUUGAUAAUUGCAGAGAUGUCCAUAUUGAAUCAAUUUACAUAACAGCGCCUGCUUUAAGUCCCAACACUGAUGGGAUUCACAUAGAGAACACAAAUGAUGUCAGAAUAUAUAAUUCAGUAAUUUCUAAUGGUGAUGAUUGUGUAUCAAUUGGAUCAGGUUGUUAUAAUGUAGACAUAAGAAACAUCACAUGUGGACCCGGUCAUGGAAUCAGCAUUGGGAGUUUAGGAAAUCACAACUCGCAUGCCUGCGUUUCGAAUGUUACUGUUAGAGACUCAGUUAUUAAAGUGUCAGAAAAUGGAGUUAGAAUCAAGACAUGGCAGGGUGGAUCAGGGGCAGUAUCAGGAGUAACAUUCAGUAAUAUUCACAUGGAUGAUGUCCGGAACCCAAUCAUAGUCGAUCAAUUCUACUGCCUCGCCAAGGCGUGCACCAACCAAACAUCAGCAGUUUUUGUGUCGGACAUACUAUACACAAACAUAAAGGGAACCUACGAUGUUCGAAGCCCACCAAUGCAUUUUGCCUGUAGUGAUUCUGCCCCAUGCACCAACUUAACACUCUCGGAUGUUGAGCUUCUUCCUGCCAAAGGAGAUUUAGUGUUAGACCCAUUCUGUUGGAAUGCUUAUGGGAAUCUGCAGACACUAACAAUUCCACCAGUCUCCUGCUUGUUGGAGGGUGUUCCUCCAUCCAUAUUGGAGAAUGACAUAGAUUAUUGCCACUAGCAUGGUUCAAUCUAUAUUAAUGCAUUUCCCUACGUGUAUAUAUGGAUAUGGACCAUGAUAUAUGGUAAAUCAUGUUAUAUAUAUGUGAUUGUUAUAUGCUAGCUCAUCCCGG